AUGAGAGCUGCAAACCUGACUCUGCCAUCUUCCUUAAAAUCGCUGAACUUUUUUUACUGUUGUCCUAGCUUCUACACCAUCUUCCCAUCAGCAUCGCCAUUCACCGGGCUACAGGAGCUGCUUAUCACCGACUGCAGUGGGCUGGAGAGCCUUCCAGACGGCAUAGGAGAAUUGCUGCCCAACUUCGGCCACCUGCCUGCUCUCAAAGUGCUGGUGCUGCGAGCGUUGUAUCUCCGAGAGCUCCCUCCUUCUUUCUGCCAUCUCCUGUCGCUCGAGGCACUUUUUCUGGAUGAUUGCUUUGACCGUCGGCAUGUUGAUCAGCUGCCAGCAGGCUUCUGCCGCCUCACGGCUCUCAAGGCGCUCUGCGUCUCAAGCCGGAACCCUGCCUUGCCAGAGGACAUUGGGGCCCUUGCAAGUCUGCAGAUUCUCAGGUUGGAUAGCUUUCGGGAGCAGCCCCUUCCGGCUUCCUUCACCCAGCUGUCUUCCCUCACGAGCCUUAAGCUGGAUGUAUGCCGCUUGGGCAACCUUCCGGAAGCCUUAGGGGAGUUUAGCAGCCUGCGUGAGCUGAAGCUUAGGGAAGAUGCCUAUGCCCGUUCAAUCAGGACACUUCCUAGCUCUAUUGUACGGCUUACGAGACUUCACACCUUGGAGGUUAGAGACUGCCGGUCACUCUCAGAAGUGCCGAGGUUGGAUGCGCUGGUGGGUCUCAAGAAGCUGGAGCUGACAGAUUGUCGGCAGCUGAGUAGACCCCCUGCUCGUCUGCCCCCCGCUCUUCAGAUCCUCCUUUUGGGGCCCUUCAAGAAAGGCCCUUCCCGUUCUGUCGACAUCUCGCAGCUGUCGCAGCUGAGGGUGCUGAAGCUGAACUGCGUUGGGGUGCGAUGCGGGCGUGCAGUGAGCGGCAGGUUGUCGUGUCUGCAGCAGCUGCAGCAGCUGGAGAUGCGGUUGGAAGAUGACAGCCAGGAGCUCCCAGUCCCACUGACCUGUCUCCCUCGCCUGCGCAGCUUGCUGAUAGAGGCUCCUGGACUUUGCAGCCUCCCGGAAAACAUGGGGGCAGCGUUGCCACAACUGCGGCAGCUGAAGCUUCUUUCGUGGUCACAAGGGAAGCUGCCAGGAAGCAUAGUGGAGCUCACCUCGCUGACGUCAUUGACGAUCAACACACCCCGGCUUGUGGCGCUACCUCUACGCAUGAGCCGCUUGUCUCGGCUGCGCAAACUGGAGCUGAUUCGAUGCAACGCCUUGCAGCAGCUCCCAGCGUUCCUCACGCAGCUGCACCAGCUGAUUCUCCGUAACACAUCCAUCCGCUCCCUUCCCGCAAAUCUUGUGCGCCUUGACAGCUAG
Messenger RNA from Closterium sp. NIES-65, 1338 nucleotides. Lineage: Eukaryota; Viridiplantae; Streptophyta; Zygnematophyceae; Desmidiales; Closteriaceae. The record is from the annotation of a GenBank genome assembly.